AUGGGUGCUCUGGGUGUCACCCUCAUGGGGUGGAUGGGCUGCCUGGACGCCGGGGCCGUGUUGGCCGCGGGGGCCGCCGUGUCCCCCCGGGUGGGCGCGGGGCGGGUGCUGGCGGCUCUGGGGGCCCUGGUGCUGCGCGGCCGCUGCCUGCGCCCCACGGGCCCCCCCGCGGCACCCGCCGGCACCCCCCGGACCCCCGGGACACCCAUUGGGAGCAGUGAUGGGCACCCCGAGGCGCUGCCCUGGGCCACGCUGAGCCUGGACCCCCCCGAGGUGCUGCUGGAGAUGUCCCAGCUCGGGGACACCCCGACCCCCCCCCGGACCCCCCCCGACCCCCUCCCCCGCCACGGAGACCCCACCACGGACCCCACGGGCAAUGUCACCGCGGCCCCCGGCCCCACGGACCAGCUCAGCACCCUCCAGAGGUAUGCGCUGGGCUCCGCGGCGGGGCUGGUGCUGGCGCUGGCGCCGCUCCUGGCGCUGCUGCUGCUCCGCUGCCCCCUGCGCGCCGGGACGUGGCGGUGGCUGCACCCGCUGCUGCUGGGGGGGGCGGCCGGAGCCCUCAGCGGGGACGGGAUCCUGCACCUCCUGCCGCAGGUGCUGGGGCUGCACGAUCACGGGGGGGCCGGAGACGUGGGGCACGAGGACGGGGGGGCCGCUGAGCCCCACUGGAAGCUGAUGACGGUGCUGGGGGGCAUCUAUGGGGCGUUCCUGCUGGAGAGGCUGGGGGGGGGCCUGCUGAUCCCCGACGAGGUAAAGGUGGAUGACACCAACCUCGACCAGAGCACAGAGGAGCUGCAGAGCAGGAGCCGGUGGGUGCUGCCGGUGAUGACGUCAGUGGGCGCGGCCGCGCACAGCCUCGCGGACGGGCUCGCGCUCGGCGCCGCCUUCGCGGGCUCGUGGCGGGCGGGGGCGGCGGCGGGGGCGGGGCUGCUGCUGCACGAGCUGCCGCACGCGCUGGGGGACGCGGCGGUGCUGGCGCAUGCGCCCUCGGCCCGGGCGCGGCGGCGCGCGCUGUGGCUGCGCGUGGCGGGGGCGGCGCCGGCGCUGCCCGGGCUGUGGGCGGGGCUCGCGCUGGGCGGGGGCGGGGCCGGCGCGUGGGUGCGCGCGGCGGCGGCGGGAGCGGUUCUGCACCUCGCCAUGGCCGACAUGCUGCCGGCGCUGCUGGCGAUGAGGGACCCGCACCCAUGGGUGCUGCUGGGGGUGCAGAGCCUGGGGCUGGCGCUGGGCUGGGGCACGCUGCUGCUGCUGGCGCUGUACGAGGACAGCAUCGUCCUGUGAGCACCCACGGGGGCACCCAGCGGCACCCAGCACCAGCGGGGGCACCCAUCAUCAGCCAGUGUCAACAGCGGCACCCAGUGUCAACGGGGGCACCCAGCGGCACCCAGCACCAGUGGGGGCACCCAGCACCAACGGGGGCACCCAGCGUCAACAAGGGCACCCAGCGUCAACGGGCAUCACCCAAUGUCAACGGGGGCACCCAGCGUCACCCAGCGUCAACAGGGGUACCCAGCAUCACCCAGCGUCAACGGGGGCACCCAGUGUCACCCAGCAUCAACAGGGGCACCCAACAUGAACUGGGGUCACCCAAUGUCAACAGGGGGCACCCAACUGGCAUCACCCCAUGUCAACCGGUGUCACCCAACAUCACCUGGUACCACCCAAUGGUGAUGCAGAUGGUGGCACCCAAUGUCAAUGGUGUCAACCAGCAUCACCCAACGUCAAACUGGUGUCACCCAACAUCAACUGGUACCACCCAAUGCCAACUGGGGGGCACCCAACGUCAAACCGGUGCCACCCAACGCGAACUGGUGUCACCCAAUGUCAACUGGUGUUACCCAAUGUCAAACUGGUGCCACCCAACAUCAGCCAGAGUCACCCAACCAGUAUCGCCCAACGUCAACCGGCGUCACCCAGCGUCAACUGGGGUCACCCAACACGAACUGGGGUCACCCAACCAGCAUCCCCCAAUGUCAACUGGUGUCACCCAGUGCCAAUGGUGACACCCAACGUCACCCAACAUCAACCAGCGUCACUCCCUAUGAACUGGCAUCACCCAGCGCCAAUGGUGUCACCCAACGUCACCCAACAUCACCCAACGUCAACCGGCGUCACCCUCCAUGAACUGGCGUCACCCAGUGCCAAUGGUGUCACCCAGCGCCGAUGGUGUCGCCCCACAUCUCCCACCCCCCGGUGUCACCCGCCCCCCCCGGCCCCAGCACGGGGACCCCAAUAAAGGCGGCGCUGGUUGGGCUGGA
Molecule: messenger RNA, 2258 nt
Organism: Strigops habroptila (Kakapo)
Lineage: Eukaryota; Metazoa; Chordata; Aves; Psittaciformes; Psittacidae
Gene: SLC39A4
Product: solute carrier family 39 member 4
Exons: 9
Coding region: 1-1281 (426 amino acids)
Biological process (GO): intracellular zinc ion homeostasis; zinc ion import across plasma membrane
Cellular component (GO): membrane
Molecular function (GO): zinc ion transmembrane transporter activity
Source: RefSeq, a predicted model, not a curated record